This is a messenger RNA of Coffea eugenioides, 2877 nucleotides long. Its product is annotated as putative disease resistance protein RGA3. Gene Ontology annotation, molecular function: ADP binding. Lineage: Eukaryota; Viridiplantae; Streptophyta; Magnoliopsida; Gentianales; Rubiaceae. The record is from RefSeq and is a predicted model, not a curated record. The coding region runs from base 1 to 2877 and encodes 958 amino acids. Gene Ontology annotation, biological process: defense response to other organism. The transcript has a single exon.
AUGGCUGAAUUGUUUGUUCCAAAGAUAAUAGAUGAAUUGGGUGAUGUUGUCGUGAACCAGCUCGGGGAGAAGAUUAACCUGGUGAUGGGGGUUGAAGAGGAGGUGGCAAAUAUCAAAAGAAAGUUAGAAACGAUUCAAAAUGCGCUGCAUGAUGCAGAGAGACGAAGGCAGAAGGAGAAACCGGUCGCAAAGUGGCUAGAAGAGCUUGAAGACAUAACAUAUGAGAUGGAUGAUGUCCUGGACGAAUGGAACAUCAAGAUUCAGAAACCAAAAUAUGAGGGAACUCAUCAGAAGCAGCCUACAUUGCGGAACAAGGUUCGUUCCUUUAUCCCAUCCUGUUGUUCAUGUCUUAAACAACUUCCUGUGCGUAGUGAUAUUGCUUCGAAGAUAAAGAAAAUAAAUGGAAAGCUAGAAUUAACUUUGGAAAAGGCGCGCCAGUUCGAAUUUUUUUCAAGUGGGGGGAUUCCUGAUUCUCAAGAUUUUCAGCGAAUUAUGACUACCUCAAUCAUAGAUGAAUCAGGGAUCUAUGGUCGAGAAUCUGAUAAGGAUGCUUUACUUGACCAAGUAUUGUCUGAGACUAGUAGUAGUCAAGGAAGAGAUGGAGUUCAAAUUAUCUCUGUAGUAGGGGCCGGGGGUAGUGGAAAGACCACACUUGCCCAGCUGCUCUUCAAUAAUGAUGAAGUGAAGAAUCACUUUGAUUUUAGAAAUUGGAUCUGCGUAUCGGAUCCUUUCGACCAAAAAAGGAUCGCAAAAGCUAUCCUUGAGAGUGCCGGAAGAGGUUCUCAUUUCAUGUUAGAGUUGGAUUCGUUGAUCCGACUUAUAAAAGAAACUUUUUCUGGUAAGAGAUUCCUGCUUGUCCUAGAUGAUGUCUGGACAGAGGAUGACUCAAAGUGGAAACCUUUCCAAGACUCUCUCAAGGAUGGGGCUCCCGGAAGUGUAAUAUUGGUGACAACAAGGAGUCAUAGAGUGGCCACAGUGGUGGGAACAACUCAUACUCACCAAAUGAGCCGAAUGUCUGACUCUGAUUGUUGGCUAAUAAUGCAAAGGAUAGCAUUUGCUAGAAAAUCAGGGGACUUAUGCAAGAAAGUGGAAAGAAUUGGGUUAAAAAUUGCAGAAAAAUGCAAAGGGUUGCCACUUGCUGCAAAGACUAUGGGAAGCCUGUUACGGUUCAAAGAUACCGUACAACAAUGGCAGAAUGUUUUGGACAGUGAGAUAUGGCAAUUGAAGGAAGCAGCUGUGAGCCUUUUUCCUCAUUUGUACUUAAGUUACAAUGAAUUACCCCCAGAGCUGAAACGUUGCUUCUCAUAUUGUGCUGUCUUUCCCAAAGAUUUUGAGAUAAAUGUAGAAGAGCUUAUUAGGCUGUGGAUAGCACAAGGUUAUGUUCGUCCAAAUCGAAGAGGUGAGCGCUUGGAGCUGGUGGGCCUUGAGUACUUCAACAAUUUGGCAAUGCGUUCCUUUUUUCAAGAAUUACAAGAAGUUGAGGGGUACUAUGGGUUUCAUGAAUAUAUGAAGUGCAAGAUGCAUGACAUAGUGCAUGAUUUUGCACAAUUUCUCACAAAAAAUGAAUGUCAUGUACUUCAUGGAAUUGAUUAUGAACAAGGCACUGGAAGAAAUUUAUCGACUGAAAGAGCCCGUCAUCUAACAUGGCUAGGCACUGAGAGGGCGUUUAGUUCUCUAGUCAUUGAUUUUGGAAGGCUCAGGAGCUUUUUCGCUUUUUCACAUGGAAGAGUAGCUCCCCAAGGCUCAGCACGUCAUCUGUUUUGUAGUUUGAAUUGUGUGAGGACUCUGACUUUAAGUUGUUGUGGGCUACAUGAAGUUCCAGCCGAGAUUGGAAGUUUGAAUCAUCUCCGGCACUUGGACUUAAGUUGGAAUCUUUUUGAGACACUGCCAGAAGCUGUAUGUGAUCUAUAUUAUUUGGAAACUUUUGAUAUCAGUAACUGUGGAGAUCUUUCGUGCCUUCCCCAAAGGAUUGAAGGCCUUGUACACUUGAGGCACCUUUUCAAUCUUGGGACUCUUAAAUUACUUCAAAUUCCACAAGGACUCGGGAAGCUGACUUCACUUUGUACGUUGACUCAGUUCAACGCCAGGAGCAACUCUGAUGAUUUGGCAAUUCUGAAGUACCUGAACCAACUGGAAAGAUUGCGCAUUGAUAUUUAUGGAGAAGUAGAUUUUGGGAGUGCAGAACUUGGAAAGAAAAUUUACCUGCAUGAAAUGUAUUUGUGGUUUAACCCUGGAGUCCACUUUAUGGAAACUCCAAGUUGCAUUGAAAGAAUGGAAUUGCCUCCAAACUUGCAACAACUUGUGCUAGAUAUGUAUCCAGGAAACCAGUUACCAAGUUGGCUUGUGACGAAGUCUCUCGUCAAUAACUUGACGAAGCUAAUUAUCAAUGGGCCGUGCAAUGUCUCAUCCUUGACUGACUUGUGGAAGCUGUCGUCCCUAGAAGAGCUUAGGCUCAUUAGAGUGGAAAAGCUGGAAUGCUUGGGCAAGGAAUUCUUUGGAAUCAUAAUAGCACUGCAUGAGAAUAGUCAUAAUAACUUUGGUACAUUGUCAAACUCCGAGACAUCAUCUUCAGCUGAAGCAGCAGCAUUUCCCAAUUUGAGAAAAUUACAUUUUCAAUGCUGCCCAAAUUGGACAAAUUGGGAAGACUUAAGUGAAGAUAAUGAAAAAGUUGCUCUCUCUAUAAUGCCACACUUGGAGGAGCUACAUAUUGAAUACUGUCAAAAGUUUGAAGCUUUGCCACAUCGCAUCCUUGAAAAGAUAUCAUCUUUCAAAAGUUUGAAAGUUCUGGGUUGUAACAAGUUGAGGGAUUGUUACUCCGAUAAAAUAGGAGACGAUUGGAUGAAAAUAUCGCACAUUUCUCAAGUUGACAUAUCCUAA